GAGCCGAGCCGGCCGAUACCCUGGACAGCGCCUCGCCGCCGCCCCGCCGCCAUGAAACCCAAGGAGAUGCGCUGAAGGUAUUUGCACAUGAUGCAGUGACAACGGAUUGAUUAGAAGAAACCUCCAGGACCUGAAGAGCACCUGAAAGCUUUUGACCGGGAAGUAAAUGCAUUUGUGGACUAUAUGUUUGGACCUCGAGAUGCCAGGGUUAGAGGAUGGUUCCUUUUGGACUCUUACCUUCCCACGUUUUUCCUCACCGGAGCAUACCUACUCUGCAUAUGGCUGGGCAACAAGUUCAUGAAGGACAGACCUCCUUUCUCUCUCAGGGCUCACCUUAUUGUUUAUAACCUUGGGAUUACACUGCUCUCCUUGUACAUGCUCAUAGAGCUCAUCCUUGCCACGUGGGAAGGAGGAUACAACUUGCAGUGCCAGAACCUCCACAGCGCAGGGGAGGCCGACAUCCGGGUAGCCAAGGUGCUGUGGUGGUAUUAUUUUUCCAAAGUAAUUGAAUUCAUGGACACUAUCUUCUUUGUACUGAGAAAGAAAAGCAGCCAGAUCACCUUCCUUCACGUGUAUCACCAUGCCACUAUGUUUAACAUUUGGUGGUGUGUUCUGAACUGGAUACCUUGUGGGCAAAGUUUCUUUGGACCCACUUUGAAUAGCUUUAUCCAUGUGCUCAUGUAUUCUUAUUAUGGACUGUCAGUCAUCCCUUCUAUGCGCAAAUAUCUGUGGUGGAAGAAAUACCUCACUCAAGCACAAUUGAUCCAGUUUCUGCUCACUAUCGUGCACACACUCAGCGCAGCUGUGAAGCCAUGCGGAUUCCCAUUUGGCUGCCUCAUGUUCCAGUCCUCCUACAUGGCCACACUGGUGAUUCUCUUCAUAAACUUCUACAUUAAGACAUACCGGAAAGCACCUUCAAGAACAGCUAUAAAGGAAACGCCCGUCACAACAGAAAUCAAGAACGGUUUCCAUAAGGACUACUUUGCUGCUGCCAAUGGAUUCCUGAACAAUAAGAAAGCACAAUAAGUAUAAUAUUUCCUAUGAUUUUUUUUUUCUAAAAAAAAAAAUAAAGAUGAAAAAAGACUGAAUUACAAGCUUUAGUUUAAAACCUAUUUGAUUACAUUUAUCAGUUCUUUGUACCAUACACUUAUUAUUAAUGUACUGCUAUUUAGGUUUUAACAAAACGAGUAGAAUUACUUGUCCUGUCAGAGAUCACCAUCAGAACAAAGGCGGCCAAGAUAUUUCUCGUACGAAAAAGAAAACCUUUCUCAUCUCUAACGCUGGCACAAAAACGCCUUAUAAAACACUUGAUGGAUAAAUCCAUCAAUGCCUUCAAAAGGUUAGGACUCUGUUCGGACUAAUGCAGCGAUCACUUUCUGUGCACGCGAGAGGUCUUGAGGCAAGGCUUCGCAGUGCGCCCAACAUCCAGCUAAACUGCAGCCAAGGUCAGGAAGAGGAAUGGGGAGACAAAGGUGAGAAUCAUACCUUUUCCAUCACCAUACCCCUUCUCUGCUUCUUCCUGACUGUUUCCCAAAGCACGCUCCCCUCCCACGGACACCAGCAAAGUACAGCCGUCCCUUUGGACCAGUGGGAGCCCUGAGAAGGGACGUAAAAGAGAGCAGAGCCCAGGUGCACCAUCCCAGAGUCUGCAGACAGACAUGCACCGUGCUCACUGACUCAAACACCACGAAGCCUGGCAGGAGCUUGCUAUUUCAGAGGGCUGGUCUGGUAGGAUCUGGGGCUGCCCAGGAUGGCGUUUAGAAAACAUGAUAUUACACAACGAUAUGGGGUUUUGAGCUCUAGUCAGAGCAAAGCAAGUCACUUUUGGUGUGCUAAAUUAAUACAGUUCUGACUAAAUGGAUUUUGAAAGAAAUGGGAGCUCAGCAACUUAAUGAAGAUAAAUCCUUUGAGUGUAAACACGCACAAAGUUAAUCCUAUACAAACACUGCUAAUGUGAAACAAACUGGCAUGCCAAGUAUUAAUAGACUAGAAGAUGCAGAAAAUCUUAAAAGUUAAUUUAGCAAUGAGCAAAGCACAUUAUACGGCAAUUUCCAUGCUAGGUGGUCUCUGACUGGAGAAACAGAUGGGACUGAGGCACAAUCCUCUGUAGGAAAGGCAAGGAGAUAUUUGCCAUCUGCAGCUGUAAGGGCGUGUGUCUCAACAGCAAGUCACCAUCAUCUCUGCUUCAGUUAGUUGCGUUUACCUCUCACUUCACUCUUAAGUGAAGAGAACCCAAGGUUAGCUUUGGGGAUCCACACCUCACCCUUUUCCCAUUUAGCCCCCUUCAAAAUUUCUACUAAAAGUGGACACGGCUUUUUUUUUUUUCCCCUCUCCCUUUUUCACAGUGAAGUAGUUCUGGUCUCUCCCAACCUUGUAUGCAUAAAUUCUCUCCACAAAAGCACCUUUUGGAGUCACCCCAGCCCAGCAAGUCCCUCGGACUGAAGCAGCUCUGUAAAGGGACCACGUCCUCUCCCUCCCAUCACCCCGCAGGGUCCCAGGGCAGGAAGGGGACAAACCAUGUGCCCAGCCAGCACAGAGGGCCCACAUGGAGAGACGACUGUCUCAAGUCCUGCUCCUCCAAUUCUUCUCCACCUCCCAGGUCAGUUAUCCCCUCUGGAUGAUUGGUCAUCAGGGGGUCUUGGAGACUGCAGGUGCAAAGGCAGGAAGGUUUUUCCCAGGGAGCAGUGAAGGUGCAGAGCUCGCAGAUAGGAAGGGAAGGGGCUAAGGAAGUGGUACAGGAUGGGGGAAGAACAGAUGGUUUUGUCUGGCAAAUGCAAGAGGAGAAAGUGGCACAGAGAAGGGCAUCUCAGGUUGGAGUUCAGUUUAAAUUUGUGCUUGAAAGUCUUGUUGGAUCCCAUCUGUCUCCAGCCAGUUACUGCUCCGUUAUGAUGUGGACAAAACCCUUCUGCUCCAGCAGAAAACUGAGAUCCCCACAAUGCUGCAGCACAGGCUGUACAUGCAAGCAACCUGCUGCUAAACUGCAUCAUCAUCAACUGGCUAACAAAAAUAACCACAAUAUUCAAACAUUUUCGACAAGGCACCUAGCUGAACCAUUCAUCUAAGGCAGGCAACAAAAAAUGGUUGUGUGGCCCAGUGUGGAUUUUAGGCUGAGCAGAGUCCAUAACCUUUUGAUGGCAAAGCAUGCAUUUGACUAUCAAGGUGGACAACGUCAGCAUGCUAAGAAUUAAAGUUUUCUACAGCAACCAAACCCACAGACAUCAUCUUUUGUUUUGUUGAAACCUCAUUCAAAAGAAAAAGAAAUAAAUGCCUUACUUGAAACUCAAAGGGCUGGGGGGGGCGGUGGGGGGGGAAGUAAAAAACCAAGAUGGUCUCACCUUGCAGAUCCAGACUGGCCAGGAAGGCUGGAAUCAGGUAUGUUUUAAAUCCUUCAGAUCUGUCUUAACAUCUUCAAAACGCUGCAGCUUUGAAGAAAGAGAAGCGUUGAUUUUUAAACUGAUUUUCCUGUAAUACAUAACACUGUAAAUAAACAAAUUUUACUAUCA
Molecule: messenger RNA, 3503 nt
Organism: Grus americana (Whooping crane)
Lineage: Eukaryota; Metazoa; Chordata; Aves; Gruiformes; Gruidae
Gene: ELOVL2
Product: ELOVL fatty acid elongase 2
Exons: 9
Coding region: 184-1026 (280 amino acids)
Biological process (GO): fatty acid elongation, saturated fatty acid; fatty acid elongation, monounsaturated fatty acid; fatty acid elongation, polyunsaturated fatty acid
Cellular component (GO): endoplasmic reticulum membrane; endoplasmic reticulum
Molecular function (GO): fatty acid elongase activity
Source: RefSeq, a predicted model, not a curated record